Diabrotica virgifera virgifera (western corn rootworm) is the source of this 537-nucleotide messenger RNA. RefSeq names its product EPM2A-interacting protein 1-like. Gene Ontology annotation, molecular function: protein dimerization activity. NCBI's taxonomy places the organism in Eukaryota, Metazoa, Arthropoda, Insecta, Coleoptera, Chrysomelidae. The record is from RefSeq and is a predicted model, not a curated record. The coding region runs from base 1 to 537 and encodes 178 amino acids. The transcript has a single exon.
AUGGGAAAAACAUCUACUGGAAGGAAAUUUAAAACAUGUUCCUUGUUUAAAAGAAGUAAUCGAAAAAAAGAAGUAGUAAACGUUCAACCUUACACAGGAGAGGGGCAUAUAGAAAUGUUGACCCGACUGAGGCAUGAAUUCGAUACCCGAUUUAGUGACUUCAACAAAAUUGAAGCGAUUGCUCAGUUUGUAUCUUAUCCGUACAUGCCCCUCGAUGCAGAAAGCUUAUCCCAAACCAUCGAACAGCAUUUCAGCGAAAGCAGAGCAGAGACUGAAUUAGAAAUAGUCACACUGCAGAAUGAUUUGUGUUUGAAGAGCGUUGCCGGAAAUGAAAAUUUUUGGUGUCUAGUGUCCAAACAGAAAUACCCAAUCCUAGUCAAUGUAGCUUUGAAAAUUAUUGCCCUGUUUUGUUCCACCUACCUUUGUGAAUCAACGUUUUCAAACAUGAAGUUCAUUAAAAACAAAUACAGAAACCGACUAACGGAUGAACAUUCCCAGAUAGCAUAUAAACUUGUGGCAAGUUUGAUUCUUCUUUGA